This is a messenger RNA of Chaetomium fimeti, 1056 nucleotides long. RefSeq lists its product as uncharacterized. The transcript has 3 exons. The record is from RefSeq and is a predicted model, not a curated record. The coding region runs from base 1 to 867 and encodes 288 amino acids. Gene Ontology annotation, cellular component: nucleus; cytoplasm. NCBI's taxonomy places the organism in Eukaryota, Fungi, Ascomycota, Sordariomycetes, Sordariales, Chaetomiaceae. Gene Ontology annotation, biological process: nuclear division. Gene Ontology annotation, molecular function: mRNA binding.
AUGGUUAACAGGUCCCUAGGCUCUACUCUCCGUGACAUCGUUGUCAAGGCUGGCGGCUCCAGUGACCAGCGAGAGCUAGCGCGCACCAUCCAGUUCCCGAAGCAGGACGCUGACGGUGAUGCUAUCAAAGUUGAGGGCCGCAGUGAAGUUGUGGACAAGAUCGUGGCCCGGAUCGAAGCCAUCGUGGCGGAGCGCGAGAGCCAGGUCUCCGAGGAGCUGGACGUGGCCGUCGAGAAGCACAGGUCCAUCGUCGGGCGCGGCGGCGAGACCAAGCGGAAUAUUGAGACCCAGUUCAAAGUCUCGAUCGACGUUCCCCGUCAAGGCAGUGGUACUACGAGCGUGAAGAUUACCGGCCAGCCGGCUGAUGUCGAGAAGGCGAAGGCUCAUCUUGAGGAGAUGGUCAAGGAACAGCCGGGCGAAACCGUCCAAGUUCCCCGGGCCCUCCACCACGUCGUCUCCAACAACGGCCAGAUUUUCCGCAAGUUCAGGAGCGACUUCGGCGUAACGGUCGACCACGCUGGCGAAACCGUCCCCGCCAAACCCACGGCCCCGAAAAUGCUCUCAUCCACCGAGGAGGGUGACAUCCCUUGGGUCAUCCGCGGCUCGCCUGAAAACAUCGAGAAGGCUAAGAAGGCUAUCCAGUCGGCGCUCGAUCAGGCGAGCAACCAAAACGCCAUCGGCUACUUGGUUCUGCCCGACCCCAAGACAUACCGUUUUGUCAUUGGCCAGGGCGGCAGCAAGGGCGAUGCGAUCGAGGUCGUCGGCACCAAGGAGGGCGUGGAGAAGGCCAAGGAGUUAAUCCUGGCUGCUGUGAGGGAGGCAGCGCCCCGCGGCCCGCCUCUAGUAGGACUCGCGUGGCCGACUUGAUAUGGGAGGAAGAGAUACCACAUCUAGUUUUGUUUACCGGAAUGUACGAGUGGCAUAAUUGAGGAAGCAGGGGGCGGAUACAGGAAAAGCCAAAAAGGGAUACAGCAUGGAGCAGGCAUAGCCAUUAUAUAUUAUCAAGUUUGAUUCUACUCAGUCAAUUUUCCCUUCCCGAGCCUGUCGUUUCCAACC